This is a messenger RNA of Chaetomium fimeti, 1341 nucleotides long. RefSeq lists its product as uncharacterized. Bases 1 to 1341 code for a protein of 446 amino acids. Gene Ontology annotation, molecular function: DNA-binding transcription activator activity, RNA polymerase II-specific; zinc ion binding. The record is from RefSeq and is a predicted model, not a curated record. Lineage: Eukaryota; Fungi; Ascomycota; Sordariomycetes; Sordariales; Chaetomiaceae. Gene Ontology annotation, biological process: regulation of transcription by RNA polymerase II. The transcript is spliced from 2 exons.
AUGAUCUCGAGGCAAACCGCAGCAAUUCCGGAAAAAGGGGCACGAUGUGACGAGACCAGGCCAUCUUGCAAAGCCUGCCUCCGCCAUGGCAUCGAAUGUAGCCUUUCCAACCAGCCGGAGGUCACUUCCCCGGCCACAAGUUCUCCUCUCGCCGCCGACACGCCUUCACCUGGCCCGGGCCCGUCACCGCUCCCGCCGACCUUCCGGAGAAGCCGGGUUACAAGUAGAGCUCUCAACCCGAAGCCUACGUUACUGCAGCCACCUACCCCCGGCCCAGCAGGAGAAUGCGGCCCGGAUCCAGGACCCUCCCCCAGCGGCUCGGCACACACAACAUCGACCGACUCCCCUGUCGCAACGACCCCAGACCCUUUUCCGUACUUGACCAAGCUCGUCACUGGCCCUGCCGAGGAGGACACGGCCAACUGGGUCUUCGACCUCGAGUUGCUCCAUCACUUUACCACAUCCACUUAUGAGACCUUCAUGAUCGAUCCCACCCAGCUCGAGGUAAACCACUUGUGGAAGAUGGAGGUGCCUCGGCAAGCCUUCGGCCACAUCUUCCUACUCCAUCAGAUUCUCGCCGUAGCAUCCUACCACCUCGCCCACUUGCAUCCACAAAGCCGCCAAGCUUACUCGCUCCGCGCCUCGCAACACCAAAACGCCGGUAUCCGACGCAUGCGCCUCGCCCUCUCGGAAUUGUCGCCCGCCAACUGCCACGCCCUCUUCGCCUCAUCGUCGCUCCUCUUUAUCGGCUCGCUCGCCGCCGCUUCCACGAACCGCGUGCCCGGCGGGCCCACCGUUGACGACAUCGUCGACGUGCUGAUCCUGGUCAAGGGCAUCGGCAGCGUGCUGUACUCGUCCCAGGACCUGCUACGCUCGGGCCCGCUCUCGGAGCUGUUUGUGCAGCAUGGUGGGACUGAGCUUCCCAAUCCAGCAUUGGACCGUGUCGUACUGGCUGUCGGGGAUUUCUUGGUCGAGAUCGCCGAGACCGAGACCGACGACCGGGUGCGCGCCAUCAUCCAUGCCGAUGCGUACCGCCUAGUGUCCGUCAUUCGUGACUCGCUCGCCAAGUCCGCCAGCGCCGAGUACCGCGUGGUGGCCGCAUGGCCGAUCCAGACGUCGGAUGACUUGAUACCGUUGCUGAGGCAGCGGAACCAAGCCGCGCUCGCGCUGCUCUCGUACUACUGUGUCGUGUUUCACGCCGCGCAACUGCAAGGGUAUUGGUUCAUGCAGGGUUGGGCCGAGGGGGUGAUACGUGAUAUUGCUCAGACCAUGACCGGUCCGUGGAAGCGGCACUCUGCCUGGGCCCUGGGUUGGAUCACGGGGCACGCGGCAAUGGGGUGA